Molecule: messenger RNA, 616 nt
Organism: Prionailurus viverrinus (fishing cat)
Lineage: Eukaryota; Metazoa; Chordata; Mammalia; Carnivora; Felidae
Gene: BOLA3
Product: bolA family member 3
Exons: 4
Coding region: 104-436 (110 amino acids)
Source: RefSeq, a predicted model, not a curated record
GGCGGCAGGGGGCGGCGUCGCCCGCGGCGGCGACUCCCGGUCCGGGGCUCAGCGCCUUUCAAGAGACGCGGCGACCUCCGGCGGCGGGCCGCGUCGGCCGGGCAUGGCGGCGUGGAGCCCGGCCGCGACAGCGUCUCUGCUCCGCGGGAUCCGCGGGCUUCCUCUUCUCCACUGCGCCCAGCGGAUGUUUGCCUCGCAGACUGAGGGGGAGCUCAAAGUAACCCAAAUUCUCAAAGAAAAGUUUCCUCGAGCUACAGCUAUCAAGGUCACCGACAUUUCAGGAGGCUGUGGGGCUAUGUAUGAAAUCCAGAUCGAGUCAGAAGAAUUUAAGGAGAAGAGAACUGUCCAGCAGCACCAGAUGGUAAAUCAGGCACUAAAAGAAGAAAUCAAAGGGAUGCAUGGAUUGCGGAUAUUUACCUCCGUUCCCAAACACUGACCACAUCCUGACUGUGUAGAUGCUGCUGCUUAAAACCUUGGAUGAACUUGGCUGACACCAUUCUUUCCUAGGCAUUUGCCAAAAAAAUUAUCUAUUUUGUUCAUAGACAUUUGCAUAUUAUAAUUAUAGAAGAAUAUGUUCUCUAUUUAGAGAUUAAUUAAAGGCAACAGACAACUGAAA